AGGAGGACCGGGCAUCCCACAAUGCAACGCGAGAUCGCCGACUCUGUUCACUAUCAACACAUGGCUGGUGUGUUCACUACUUGCUAAUAUUUUUGUUGCUAUAAUUUUCCCUUUCUGUAAGCGUGUGCCCCUCCGCUACCAAAUGAAAGUUAAAGUCAUCGCAAGGAAUCCGGAUGAUUAUGUCCGGGAGACCAAACUGGAUAUUCAGCGCGUCCCCAGAAACUAUGACCCGUCCCUUCAUCCGUUUGAGGUGAGCAGGGAGUACACUCGAGCUCUGAACGCCACCAAGCUGGAGCGUGUGUUUGCCAAGCCUUUCGUGGCCUCGCUGGAUGGUCACAGAGAUGGGGUGAACUGUAUGGCCAAGCACGCAAAGAGCCUCUCCACCCUGCUGUCAGGCUCCUGUGAUGGGGAGGUGAAGGUGUGGAAUCUGUCCAAACACGAGUGCGUUCGGACGCUUCAGGCACAUGAAGGUUUUGUGCGGGGAAUGGUUGUGCGUUACUGUGGGACCUCUUUCUUUACGGUCGGUGACGACAAAACAAUCAAACAAUGGAAGAUGGAAUCACCAGGCUACGGAGAAGAAGAGGAGCCAAUUAACACCAUCCUGGGCAAAACUGUGUACACAGGUCUGGAUCAUCAUCAGAACGAUCCUGUAUUUGCAACGUGCGGCCAGCAGGUGGACAUCUGGGAUGAGCAGAGGAGCAGCCCGAUCCGCUCUUUCACCUGGGGUGUAGACAGCUUCAGCUCUGUGCACUUUAACCCUGUGGAGACUGAACUUCUUGCAAGCUGUGCCUCUGACAGGAGUAUAGUGCUCUACGACAUGAGGGAAUCUACACCACUUAAAAAGGUCAUCAUGACAAUGAGGAGCAACACGCUAAGCUGGAACCCCAUGGAAGCCUAUUACUUCACAUGUGCAAAUGAGGACUACAACCUCUACACAUAUGACAUGAGGUACCUGGCCAAGCCCAUCACGGUACACAUGGACCAUGUGUCUGCUGUGCUAGAUGUUGACUAUGCUCCCACGGGGAAGGAGUUUGUGUCUGCUAGCUUUGACAAGACCAUCCGAAUCUUCGCCAAGGACGGUGGACACAGCAGGGAGGUGUACCACACCAAACGCAUGCAACACGUCAUCUGUAUAAAGUGGUCUGCAGACAACAAGUACAUCCUGAGCGGCUCAGACGAGAUGAAUAUCCGACUGUGGAAAGCCAACGCAGCCGAGAAACUAGGAGUGCUGGCCCCCAGGGAGAGAGAGGCUGCCAACUACAGUCAGAAACUAAAAGAGAAGUUCCAGCACCACCCACAAAUCAGGCGCAUCGCUCGCCACCGACAUCUACCAAAGACCAUCUACCACCAGACCAAGGAGCUGAGGGUUAUGAAGGAGGCUCGUCGUAGAAAGGAGAGGAAUGUUCGCAAACACAGCAAACCAGGAAGCGUUCCCGUGGUGUCUGAGAAGGAGAAGCAUGUCGUCACUGUGGUGAAGUAGGCCAAAGCUGAAGGAGAGAAGAACUAGAGACUGAGAUUUCAUCUAUAUGGAUAUUUUUUCAGAUUUCUGAAGAAGAUUGAACUUGACUGUUGUGGAAAGGAAAAGGACACAGACUAUAAAAUGCAUUCAGACCAAGUAUACUCGGUUAGGUUUGGUUCUGUUUCACACUUUGCUUUGUGCAAGUUUGCGUUUCUCAACCCAGGAGCCACCUUGACAAUUAUAAAAAGUUAAGAUGCAUCAUGCUUGGAACCACUGAUGUUCAGCGUGAUGCAUGAUAAAUGGAUGCGUCAUUUUCUGUGAAUAAAAUGUAACAAAAUG
This is a messenger RNA of Maylandia zebra (zebra mbuna), 1798 nucleotides long. It is a transcript of the gene dcaf13, whose product is annotated as ddb1 and cul4 associated factor 13. Gene Ontology annotation, molecular function: protein binding. The record is from RefSeq and is a predicted model, not a curated record. Lineage: Eukaryota; Metazoa; Chordata; Actinopteri; Cichliformes; Cichlidae. Gene Ontology annotation, cellular component: small-subunit processome; nucleolus. Gene Ontology annotation, biological process: maturation of SSU-rRNA from tricistronic rRNA transcript (SSU-rRNA, 5.8S rRNA, LSU-rRNA).